Messenger RNA from Stegodyphus dumicola, 704 nucleotides. It is a transcript of the gene RpL19, whose product is annotated as ribosomal protein L19. Gene Ontology annotation, molecular function: structural constituent of ribosome; RNA binding. NCBI's taxonomy places the organism in Eukaryota, Metazoa, Arthropoda, Arachnida, Araneae, Eresidae. The record is from RefSeq and is a predicted model, not a curated record. Gene Ontology annotation, biological process: translation. Gene Ontology annotation, cellular component: ribosome; cytosolic large ribosomal subunit.
ACAUUAAUUUACACUGUGAAUUCUCGUAGGUUUGGUGUGGAAGAUGAGUUGUCUCAGAUUGCAAAAGCGGCUUGCUGCUGCUGUAUUGAAAUGUGGAAAACGAAAAGUGUGGCUGGAUCCUAAUGAAAUGAGUGAAAUUGCUAAUGCUAAUUCAAGACAGAACAUUCGUAAGUUAAUCAAAGAUGGUUUGAUUAUUCGAAAACCAGUUGCAGUUCAUUCCCGUGCUCGAGUACGCAAAAAUAAAGAAGCCAGACGAAAAGGUCGUCACUGUGGUCCUGGAAAAAGGAAGGGUACCGCAAAUGCUCGUAUGCCGAAAAAAGUUGUAUGGAUUCGUCGUAUGAGAGUGCUAAGGAGACUUCUUAAAAAGUACAGAGAAGCUAAAAAAAUUGAUAGACAUUUGUACCAUGAACUGUACAUGAAAGCCAAAGGUAAUGUGUUUAAAAAUAAGAGGGUUCUCAUGGAGUUCAUACAUCGUAAAAAGGCAGAGAAGUCAAGAUCCAAAAUGCUGUUGGACCAGGCUGAGGCUAGACGUCAAAAAGUUCGUGAAGCUCGUCGCCGUCGUGAGGAAAGACAGCAACAGAAGAGGGCUGAGUUGUUGCAAGCUUUCCAGAAAGAGGAGGAGGCUGUAAAAAAAUAAAAUAUUUGUUGUGAAUAAUUGACUAAAUAAAAAUAUAUCCCUUUGUGAAGGGAUUUAUACAUAAGUA